AUGACACUUGUUCUCGACGACAUUCACAAACCGCUCGCCGUAUUUGCCAACCAACCCGAAUCCCAAUGUUACAUCAAAAGCAUCAGAAAUUUGGGUGAGGCAUGGCGCAAGCUUUCUGAUAAGCCUCUCGCAGAGUGUGAUAAAAAUACCAUCUUUCUGGAAACCACCUUUGGCUUAAAUAUUAGAUUCACCCCUGAUGAAGUUGAGAUCUCUGUGGCCGGAGUCAUAGAGUCCACGGAAUCCAUUGUUUCUCAGAAGCCGUCAAUGUCUACUGAAUCAGGCAUCGGAUUGCAAACAUCAAUGCAACAGUCAACAAAAGACCCAUCGUUUGUCACUGAGUCAGAAGAGGAAAAACAAGAGUCGUCUGUGCCAAACACAGUCACGAAAUUGCAAACACCGGACGUUAACAGGGGACCAACUGCAACGACUACAAGGCCGCGGCGCUAUCGAAUCAGCUAUGACUGGGGAAUCGGACAUCUGUGGCGGGACUACAAUGAUUUGGAGUCCGAGUAUGAUGGCGUCACCCACAUGGAAGUAGAAGAUCUCCUUGGAUCAGGCUCAUUUCCCCUAUCAGUCAUGGAGCUAUAUCUUGCCUGGUCAAACACAUAUAACGACACGUUCAAAACCAGGUGA
Molecule: messenger RNA, 633 nt
Organism: Penicillium brevicompactum
Lineage: Eukaryota; Fungi; Ascomycota; Eurotiomycetes; Eurotiales; Aspergillaceae
Exons: 1
Coding region: 1-633 (210 amino acids)
Source: RefSeq, a predicted model, not a curated record